UGGCAGGCAUCUCUUGUAGCUAUCGGGGUCUCUUCAGGGUGAGUCCGUACCUCCCUAGGAGUUGGCUGACCCUACUUUCCAGUUCCCCAGAAUUCUCCUGUCUCUUAGUAAUCAGCAGUGUCCUCAGGGCCAGGGAGGUGGAGCCAGCGAGGUUUCAUCUGAGCUGGGGGCUUCAUGUGACCAGGUUUCUAUCCAUUUUGGAGCAGGAGAGCCUGGCAAGCAUGCUAAGGGCUGCUUUGCCUCAGAUGAGGUCCUGAGGUGGAGAGGGAUGGAUGAACUUAAGCCAGGUUCAUUCUGUGUCUGUGUCUGUGGCUAUGCAGUGACAGCAAUCCUGUCCUGCAGAGCACAGUCGUUUGCUGUCCCCUGGAGUAUCAGGUAGAAGGUGGUUCUGUGGCAGAGAUCACAUUUGGGGUUGGGAAAUGUAGUAGCAGGUGACAUCUGAGAAAAUAUGAAACACCCGUGCUGUGGGCUGUCUGGUGGCAGUAGAGAGGCUGGGCUGUGGCCCGCUGGUGAAUGAGUGACAUGGGAAAGGUAUUGGGAAGGCGGUGCUGCUGUCUUCAUGCCAGUUCCAAAGCUGGGGAGGUUGGCACUGUGGAGGUGCGCACAUGAGUGGUAGAGGGUGCAAUAGAUGCAAGAAAGAGGGUAUGGAGGAGUUUUGGGACGGGGCUCCCUCGAUUAGGAGACCACCCCUGAGGGUCAUCUGGUCUGAAAUACUACCAGUGGGAGUUACAUCUUACUCUGCAGUCCACCAAGAAAGGGAGGGAGAACAUUGCCAGACUUUGUCACAAUAGUGAUCAUCAGGUGGGAGCCAGUUUCAGUGUGUGCAGGACAUGUGGCAUCUUGGGUGCAGGGUCGCACUGAGACAGUGACCAUGACUGGGAACUGUUGGGCAUAAGGUGCUCGGGGUGGGGAGCUGCAGGAGGCUUCCUGCUGAGCUGCUUUCCUCCUGGUGGGGGCUGCAGAGGGAUGGAGUCCCUUGGGAGCUGGGUGCUGAGUUAGGUUCUUGAGACCUUUGAGUCAGGGUCCUCUUCCCAGCUGCUCAGUCUGAGUGAGCCUGCCCCUCCCAUCCUGCUCUGUUCCCUGCUCAGCCAGGGACACACCUAACCCAGGCUGCUGAGCAACAGGCUGCCCCGCAGGUGACCAGUUGUGGCUCAGCAAGAGGCUGAGGGGAUCCAGCAGCAGAGCACUGGGACCAGACAUCUCAGCAAUGACCAGUUCCCCUGUCUCCAGAGUUGUCUACAACGGCAAGAGGAACAGCAGCCCUCGGUCUCCCACCAACAGCAGUGAGAUCUUCACGCCAGCCCACGAGGAGAAUGUGCGCUUCAUUUAUGAAGCUUGGCAGGGUGUGGAGCGAGACCUGCGCAGCCAGCUGUCGGGGGGUGAGAGAGGCCUGGUGGAAGAGUAUGUGGAGAAGGUCCCCAACCCUGGCCUAAAGACCUUCAAGCCCAUCGACCUGAGUGACCUGAAGCGCCGGAACACGCAGGACACCAAGAAGUCAUAGAGUGCCCCGUGCCCCUCCCCCGGCCUCCGGAAGACUGGGGUCACUGGAUGUUGGUGUCUCCUGUCCUGUGGGCCCUGCUCCCAGGAGGGGGGAGGGGCUGUGCUCCCAGUGGGCACAAACCUCAGGGCUGACAGGAUUGAUGGCUGAGGCCUGCCCCUCCUCUCUGCGUCCAUCCUUUGCUGUCCCUGGAGGGGUCUCUGGCCCUGCCAGACCCUGCCCUUCAUCCUGGCUACUGCACCUUGGGUGCCAUCUGACUUCCUGCCCCACACAGUUCUUGUCCCAGCCCUCUCUCUGGUCACCUGCCCUGCCCUCCAUCUUGCUGUUCCUCCCAGCUUCCUGUCAUGAUCAGGAGAAGAGGGGCCUGUCUCUCUCAGCUGGUGGGACUAACUGGUUUGUCCUUGAGAUGACCAGGAAGUAGGACAAGUGCUGCCCCACCUGCAUCCGGCUUGGGGGUUCUGGUCCCUUGCUGCCCCUCUGGCCUGAAGACUUGGGAAGCUUCUCCUUUCACCCUUACUAUCCAGCCUGCCCCUCCCUGCCUCAGCUUCAGGACAGCACCAGCUCUCUGGGCCUGGGACAGCGCUGGCAUCUCUAAAGGGGUUCUCAGCAGCCAGGCCUGGCCUCCUGGUGCCUGCAGCCUUGGGCAGGUGCACUGUGGCUGACUCUGAGGCAGUGGUACUGCCAGGCCCAUCCUGGCUCUCUGGAGUGUGCUGGGGGGUCACCAGAGCCCUUUUCUCUUCCUGUGCCCUCUGGACGCCAAGUGUUUGUGGCUCUGGAGCUUGAGGGUCCCUGAAUAAAGGUGGGUGGCACUGGGA
Messenger RNA from Cavia porcellus (domestic guinea pig), 2313 nucleotides. RefSeq names its product MAPK regulated corepressor interacting protein 1 (gene Mcrip1). The coding region runs from base 1208 to 1501 and encodes 97 amino acids. The record is from RefSeq and is a predicted model, not a curated record. The transcript is spliced from 5 exons. Lineage: Eukaryota; Metazoa; Chordata; Mammalia; Rodentia; Caviidae.